AUGGCAGUGGCGGAUUUAUCUGUAAUGGUAUUCAACAUCAUAUUGUAUGAGAUUAAGGAUUCGUAUUUUCCGUAUUCGUUCUUUAACUAUUCACCGAUUUGCUGCCUGAACAUUGCCCUGGUUAUGGCGUCAAUUGAUUGUUCUGUCUGGUUAACUGUCGCAUUCACCUUCGAUCGAUUCGUGGCGAUUUGUUGUCAAAAGUUGCGAACCACCUACUGUACCAUUAAAACAACAACUGUGGUCAUAGCAGUGGUUUGCUCUUUGAGUAGUUUACAUUCUGUUCCUGCCUAUUUUGCAGUUGAACCCCGGGAAUUUAUUGACAAUGUACCAUGGUCCUGCUCCGUUAAAGCGAGUUUCUAUACAUUACCCAUCUGGAUGGCAUAUUGGUGGCUGGACACGAUUUUAACUCCAUUUGUCCCAUUUGUUUUGGUAAUAUUCUUUAAUACAAUGACCAUCAAGCAUAUUCUGCAAGCUAAUAGAAUCCGAUGUGCACUCCGAGGAAAAUCUGGUGAUCAGAGUUGCAAUGAUCCAGAAAUGGAAAUCCGCAGAAAGUCAAUAAUUCUAUUGCUGGCUAUAUCUGGCAACUUCGUAAUUUUAUGGAUUGUAACAAUGGUGUCUUAUGUAUCUGUGCAAUUUACGGAUGAAAAAUUACUGGUGGCAGAUUACAACGAUCCAUUUACUAUUCUUGAACAGUCUGGAUAUAUACUUAGGACGUUGAGUUGUUGCACAAAUACGUUUAUCUACGCUGUUUCCCAGCGUAAAUUCAAAGAAGAGCUUAAGAGUAUGCUGAAGUGUCCUUUGGCUGAAACGCCGUUUUCACUUCAUAGAAAUCAGGUGAUAAAAAUAAGUCAUAAUCUUAAGAAACUCUGA
Molecule: messenger RNA, 870 nt
Organism: Hemiscyllium ocellatum (epaulette shark)
Lineage: Eukaryota; Metazoa; Chordata; Chondrichthyes; Orectolobiformes; Hemiscylliidae
Product: sex peptide receptor-like
Exons: 1
Coding region: 1-870 (289 amino acids)
Biological process (GO): G protein-coupled receptor signaling pathway
Cellular component (GO): membrane
Molecular function (GO): G protein-coupled receptor activity
Source: RefSeq, a predicted model, not a curated record